Molecule: messenger RNA, 1454 nt
Organism: Populus trichocarpa (black cottonwood)
Lineage: Eukaryota; Viridiplantae; Streptophyta; Magnoliopsida; Malpighiales; Salicaceae
Exons: 1
Coding region: 337-876 (179 amino acids)
Source: RefSeq, a predicted model, not a curated record
UCCUCUCCCCUCACACCCAAAAAGCAGAAGAAAAGAAUUAAAAGGAAGCAAAGAAAAGCUUUAAAAGAGACUAUCUAUUGAAAAUAAAAAAUAAAAAAUCAUUUGUGCAAAAUUCUCUUUAAGUGACUGAUUCCCACUGUUAGAUAGCCACAAGAAAAGAAAAGAAAAGAAAAGAGAAAAAAGACCCUUCUCUUUCACCAUUCUCUACCUCUUUCUCAGAUAUUGAUCUCCAUCAAUUUCUACAAAGCUCUCCCUUCUUAUUCUCCCUCUCAAAUAUGAAAGACUCGUAGAGAGAGAGAGAGAGAGAGUGACAAAAUCACACACAAAUUACUAGCCAUGAAGAACACCAUAAGGUGUUGUAUCUCUUGCAUUCUACCAUGUGGAGCUCUUGAUGUAAUUCGAAUAGUACACUCUAAUGGUCGGGUAGAAGAGAUCAGUGGCACAAUCCGUGCAAGUGAGAUCAUGAAAGCAUAUCCAAAACAUAUCUUGAAAAAGCCCUCUUCACCUUCUGAUGAUGGGUUUGUUCCAAAGAUUGUUAUAGUCCCACCAGAUGCAGAGCUACAACGUGGAAAAAUUUAUUUCUUGAUGCCAGCUCCACCAACACAAGAAACCAAGAGUUCUCGAUCAUCAAAAGGUUCAGGUAUGAGAAAGAAAAGAAGAGAGAUUAGUAUUAACAACAGAAGUACUGAAAGCAACAACUCAAGCCAUAUCGUUACCAACUCCAUUUCAUUGACAACGAACCUUCUCAUUUCUGAUCAAUAUUUGAGUGAGAUUCUAUCAGAGAAGCUAUCAACACAGAGAGAUCGAAGAAGAGGCCGUGCUGGUGUGUGGAGACCUCAUUUAGAAAGUAUAACAGAGGCGCCACAUGAUGCAUAAAAGAGGGUUGAAAUGUCAAGUUAUAUUGAGUUCUCGUUUACUUUUUUUUUUUGGUGAUUCAUUUUAGAGGUUCUUUUGAUUUUCAUUAGAGUUCAUCAAGAACUCCCUUCUUAUUCAAAUUUUAUCUUCUUUCAAUUUGCUUCUUUCUUAAUGUAUAUAGAGGCAUAUAGAGAAAAAGAAAAAAUAAUGCAAAAGUCGGGGGUUCAGUCACAGUUUGGAAAUUGUGGAGAGAGAUGAUGAUCAUAUCCUGAACAGUUGUGGUGGGAUCUUGAUUGGUAUCAUACCAUUAAAGGCCGUAUGCAAGCUUUGAGCUUCAUUUAAGUGUGGCUUUCAUGCUCUACAGAACAAUAUUUCCUGGAAGCUAUAAUUCCGUAGUCUUGGGAGACGGAAGAAUUAAGAGGUGCAAGCAAAUUUUCUUUCGAGUUCAGUACUUAAUUUUGCUGUUGUUGAUAGAUAGAGAUCCCACUUCUACUGUGCAGUACCUGGCAUUGUACCUAUCGAAUUUAAGAAUGAUUGUGAUAUAGAUGAUGAUUAUAUAUUACACUACAACUGAAAACCUUCAGCUACAAUUCUGCUCA